This is a messenger RNA of Adineta steineri, 990 nucleotides long. Lineage: Eukaryota; Metazoa; Rotifera; Eurotatoria; Adinetida; Adinetidae. The record is from the annotation of a GenBank genome assembly.
AUGUACAAAGAUUUUCUUAAAACAAUCAAACGAUACCUAUGUAUCAUUAUUUUCACUAAUAUUGCUAUAUUAGCAAUCACGGUACCACUUCUUGUUUACUUUAUAAUUCAUUCUAAAAAUGAUGAAGUUACACCAGUUACUAUAUCAAAUACAACAACUACUGCUGAAAAUCAAUUAACAAAUAGUUUUACUACAAAAACAAGUACAACAAAUAACAACAUUCACACAUCGACUUCUACCCAAUUAGUCUUUUGGAAUAUAGAUACACCACUUAACACUGGACGAUCUAACUUUGGAAGCGUAUUAUUAGCAAAUGGGCAAGUUCUUGUAGCUGGAGGUUUACUUAAUUCCAAUACAGAUUAUUCAGGGACUGAAGUUUAUACAUCAAUCGGAUGGCAAGUUGCAACUUCGAUGACAGGACCACGUGAUUUCCAUACUGUUACUGCUUUUGCAAAUAAUACUAAAGUAUUAGCCGCUGGUAGUGCAGGUAUAUCCGGUAAACAAACUGCCGAAGUAUAUAACAUUGUAAACAAUAGAUGGGCAUUAACAUCAGUCAAUAUGUCAAGUUCUCGUUACUCACACACAGCUACACUACUUUCAAAUGGACAAAUACUCAUUGCAGGUGGAUCGAACGCUUCAGGUAUAAGUAUAUCUGAAGCCGAGCUUUAUAUUCCAUCAUCAAACUCAUUUAUUAACACAACUAAUAUGAAUAUAGCAAGAUGUUGUUUUACAAGUACACUUCUUAGUGAUCGAUCCACUGUACUUGUUACAGGAGGUCGAGCUUAUCAUGCUGUUGUAUUAUUAAAUGAUGGAACUGUAUUAAUUGCAGGCGGAGGUAGCGGUACACCAAAUGCAUACUCAAGUGCUGAGAUUUAUAAUGCAACAACACAAAACUUUAUAGCUGUUGGAUCAAUGCAAUAUCGUCGAGGAGGAUUAACACUUACACUUCUACCAUCAGGUAAAGUAUUAGCAAUUGGUGGUGCUGAUUGA